CUCAACAUACAACAGAUUGUACACAAUCAUCAUGGCGACCCAGGCUGGAAGUGAAGAAGUCAUAAUGGAAACUGAGGCAAAGCCAAAAGAAGACGAACAGCUCGGCGAGGAUGCUGAAAAAGGUGAAACAGAAGCUACGUCUCAGACAGAUGCAGUAGACACCACAACUCAGGACUCUAGUAUUAGCAAUGGGGACGACGCAGACGAAGGGCAGGAGAUGGUGGACUUGAAGAUUAUCUGGAACAAGAAUAAAUACGAUCUGAAAAUUCCUGUUGAUAACACCGGAGCCAAACUAAAAGAGAAAAUCCACUCACUCACUGGUCUUCCACCUGCAAUGCAGAAAGUGAUGUACAAAGGAUUGCUUCCAGAGGACAAGACGCUACGUGAAAUAAAGGUCACAAACGGUGCAAAAAUAAUGGUGGUAGGAUCCACAAUAAAUGAUGUAUUAGCUGUGAAUACACCCAAAGAGGUCAUCCAGCAGGAAGUUAAAGCUGAAGAAAACAAGAAGGAGCCUUUAUGCAGGCAAAAGCAACACAGGAAGGUUUUGGACAAAGGUAAACCAGAUGACAUCAUGGCAUCUGUUAAAGGAACAAAGGAACGAUUACCAACAGUGCCUUUAUCUGGAAUGUUUAACAAGUCCGGAGGAAAAGUUCGACUCACAUUCAAACUGGAGCAGGAUCAGUUGUGGAUCGGAACAAAGGAGAGAACGGAGAAAGUCCCAAUGGGCUCCAUUAAAAACGUAGUGUCUGAACCCAUCGAAGGCCAUGAGGACUAUUACAUGAUGGCUUUUCAGUUGGGUCCGACAGAAGCGUCUCAAUAUUGGGUCUACUGGGUGCCUGCACAGUUUGUCGAUGCAAUCAAAGACACAGUCCUUGGAAAAUGGCAGUAUUUCUAAUGUGCCUCUUUUUGUUGAACUGGGAUCGAGAGGAGGAGCCGAUGAAAAAUGAAACUGGAGUCAACAGUAAGGCUUAAGGAACUACUUGGAAUACAUUCAAAGGAAACGGACGGAUGCCUGUGGACUAAUCAUAUUGUUUUUAGGUUAAAAGUGCACUAUGUGGCAGCAUAACAAUUCUCAGACCUGUUGAUCAUUCAAGGUUUUCAGCAAAUCCAAGGGAAAAUGAUGAAACAAUUGUACAGAAAUUGCUAACACUUUUCUUCAGUUAUUCUUAAAGAAAUAAAACUUAUUUAAUGA
This is a messenger RNA of Anoplopoma fimbria (sablefish), 1192 nucleotides long. RefSeq names its product ubiquitin family domain containing 1 (gene ubfd1). Gene Ontology annotation, molecular function: RNA binding; cadherin binding. NCBI's taxonomy places the organism in Eukaryota, Metazoa, Chordata, Actinopteri, Perciformes, Anoplopomatidae. The record is from RefSeq and is a predicted model, not a curated record. The transcript is spliced from 7 exons. Bases 32 to 895 code for a protein of 287 amino acids.